GUGUCGCCUCUGCUGAGUUCUCGAGAGCAAGGGGAUUCCGAGAAUAAACAAUUCCGUCAGACUCGACUACAGGUCGCAGAGCCUGAUCACUUCGAUCCAAACCCGAGGCAUUUUGGAAUAAAUCAUCAAUAUUUCUUAAUUAACGCGCGUUCGAGAAAUCCGACCUUUUCACUGAGACUAUCCGAAGGAUUUCCUCCUGUCGAAUAAUGAUGCGCCUUUUCGCUUGAGUGGGGUCCACUGUCAGCCAGCGGGGUAGACAAACCCAAGCAGGUUAAGUGGAGGGACUGAGAGCAGAGCAGAGCUUAGAUCUGGGGGAGAGAGAAGCCGUCCAGGCUAAGUGAAAAUGCCACUCAUUCCUGACGAGUCCCCGGCCUGGUGAAGGUCCCCCGUCUGAGAUCAGGAGAGCGGAAAGGCGCCACAUAGAGAACCGCCCCCGGGCCUGCCGACAGACACACAUCACAAACAUCCACAGCCACGGAAUGCGUCAACAUCACUGUGGUGGUGAAAUCCCGCUGCCUCCUCACUCCUCGCCGCUCACUGAAUAAGCCUAUACCGGGCAUUCUGGGAGCAUCCGGUGUUCACAGGCACACAGGAAUGCCAGCGAGGGCCGGGUGAGAGCCCCCAAAUGGCUCCCGUCAUGGCCACAUUUUCUGUGUAUUAGUAGCUUUUUCCACUGUGGAGAAGGGAUGACUUUACAUUGAGCCCGUGGAUUCCAGUAUCUGUAAAGACUAGAACCUGCCCAUGUGCAUACUUACCUCUUAUCAAUAUCUGAAAGUACAGUACCUGAUAACCUAGUGGACCUUGUUAUUCCCAGUAGCAGUGCUGAACCAUACGAGGGGGAUCCUAGUAUUGAACAUGACUCAUGGGGAGGAGCCUGGCCCUGAGACACACACGGAUUCAGCUGUUCUAACUUAUCUGGAAGGUUUACUGAUGCAUCCCGUUGCGUCUGGGCCUGGGGCCACGGCAACCCGGAGAUCAGAGGCUGCCCACGGGCACGGCAACCAGGUGGAGCAGGUCAACAAGACGGCCCGGCCCUUCCAGCUGCCCAGCCACGGCCCCGCCAUUGUCGCUGUUCAGAAGGCCGGGAACGGCCCUGCCCUGCACCAUGGGGCCUCCCAGAACCUGAAGAAGGCCCGGCUGCUCCGCUCAGGGUCCUGGAAUGAGCCUGGGGCCCAGAGGCUGAGCUCCCCCCCUGUGGAGAUGCCCAGCCAGGGGGGAGGAGGAGGCCUGCAAAACGGGGCCCUGGAGGGCUCUCCUCACGCUGGGGAGAGCACCCUGCUGGCCUCCCUGCUCCAGUCCUUCAGCUCCAGACUGCAGAAUGUGGCCAUGUCACAGCAGUCCACCAAACCCCCCAGCGAGCGCUCCCCGCCCACUGAGCCCCCUCCUGCUGCAGACAAGGAGCGGCUCCCCUGCUACGGCAUGGCCUCCAGCCGCCUCAAGGGCCUGAUGAGGAAGAGCAAGCUGCAGAACCACAGUACUACGCCUUAUAGCCGGCGAGGCCACGGCCACAGCCAGGACAGGCCCUCUGAGUCCCCCUGCUUGGUACAGAGCAGCACCCCUCCCUCUGCCCCCACCACUGCUGCUGCUGCCACUGACGCUCAGUCCUGUGCAGAACGGCUCAAGGCUGUGGCCAACCUGGUGAAGAUCCGCUCCAGCCCCGCCCCCUCGCCCAAGCCCAGUGUGGCCUGCAGUCAGUUGGCCCUACUGCUGUCCAGUGAGGCCCACCUGCAGCAGUACAGUAGGGAGCAUGCACUCAAGAUCCAGCACUCGGGCCACACGGCCAGCGAGAGGCUGGCCGCCAUGGCAACGCAGCAGACCCAGGACAAGAGGCCGCCCAGUGCGGGAGAGGCUCCGCCCACCAGCACCACCACAGUUGCCCCAGACGCACUAAGCUCCUUAACCGCCCAAAACAGGACAGCGACAACAACACUCCCCCGACUGGCACUAAACUCCAGCUCAAGGCAGCGGAGCCCCUCCUCUCUGCUGCCAGCCCACAGCUCGCCCCGCCCCACCCCUCCUCCUCUGCCCCUCACCCCCCACACCCAGACCCAACCCCAAACCCUCACUAGGGAGAAACGUGGCUUUGACUCGCGCCCCGCCAGGCCCCCCCAGACCUGUAGCAGCCUGCUCCUGCUGCUCCUCAACAACCACAACAACCAGAAGCAGCUGACUAAGAAUGGGCACCUGGAGGGCGACUGUGGGGUCCUGCCCCCUAGCCGCGGCUCCUCAGUCACCUCCGACAGCGAGUGCUCCGUCCAGGAGAAGAGCCUGGCCAAAAGAGAGGAGAGCUGCAGCGACGCAGAGAGCUCCUACUCCAGCUGUUCUCCUAUUGACCUCUCUAUGAGGAGCAGGGCCAACACCAGAGCCCCAGAGACCAGGCCUAAAGCCACCUCCCCCUUCACCUCUGCUUCCUACUCUUCUACUGCUUUCUCCUCCAGCUCUUCUUCUGCUGUCUUCUCCUCUGCCCCUACUGUCUUCACUUCCUCCUCUACCGUUCUCUCCUCUUCCUCCACUGCUUUCUCUUCCUCCUCUACCAUUCUCUCCUCUUCCUCCACUGCUUUCUCUUCCUCCUCUUCCUCCUCCUUAGACAAACUCACUGAGUCCCUGCUAAACAAGUGGAAGCCGGAUACCUCCGGGCUGAAGGUUCCCCAGGUUAAGAAGGAGCUUGAAAUGAGCCCAGACCUUAAGUCUCACCCCAGGGUCACUCUCAUGCAGCUCCUUCUGGAGCGCAAGAAUAACGACAAGGUAAACAAAAUUGUGGUUAAUCCCGAUUUGCAGCAUGACGCAACCCUGUCCAGUCUGUCACGGGGCCCACUUAAAUCACUGGCCCCCUGGGAGGAAGUCAGGACACAGAGCCCUCUGGACAGAUCAGGCACAGGCCUUCCAUUGUACUCUCUCAGCCGAGACCCCAGCAGCACCCCAUCCCCCUUCUCCUACCCCUCUCCCCAUGUCCAGUCCAGCCCUCUGGAUCUGUGUAAGUCUAAACCCUUCCCUGCUGAGAAAGCUGCAGAUGAGCCGGCGUUCAGCGCCAGUAAACUGUUACAGAACCUGGCCCAGUGCGGCACUGCCUCACCCUCCCCACCCAUGGCUCCCAGCAAAGUACCCAGCCGGGAGCUGGAGGUGGGUGGUGGCAGGCCUCUGGCUCUGCUGGAGAGGCUCAACGCCCCCAUCCAGAGGAACAAAACAACUACCCCCCUCUCAGACAGGCCCUCGGGCAGCGGCACACCGUCGUUCGGUCGCCGGGGGAAGGUGUCGCCCACCUCGUCCCAGAUUGAGAACCUUUUGGAGCGUCGCACAGUACUGCAGCUCCUGCUGGGAGCAGGCUCCUGCUCUGCCUCCUCCGUGGCCUCAGCCACCCACAGAGACAGAGACAGGUCCGGUGGGAGGUGCAGUGUGGAGACGGCGGUGGGGAGCUGCUAUGAGAAGCCCCCUGGCACCUCUGUCAUCUGUGACAGCUCCAGCGGGCCCUCGGCAGCAGACUUCAAGGUUAAAACUGAACCGGGGGAAGAGGGCCUGUUGUCCUCUGCAGUGUGUCAGGAUGUGACGAGCAGAAAGAGACGGGGAGGAGGAGGACGAGGAGGGGGAGGAGGAGGAGGGUAUGACGACAGGCACAGCCCCCUCUCUGAACCCCAGCAGGACCUAAAAACAGAGCCCCGGCCCACAGAGGUCAUUGCUAAAUAUGGCCUCCUGAGCCAGCUCCUAAAACAGCAGAGCGCUACCUACUACACCAGCGCUACACAGCCACACACAGAUCGCCGGCCCAGCCCUGUCCCUGUGAAGGAGGAGCAGAGAGACUACCACCACAAGGGGCCCAGCCCUAAAAAGAGACGGCUCUGCUCAGAGCUGGCUGAGAGCCUGAACAAUGGCAGCCCUCAGAGGGCCAUGGUGGACAUUGGAAGCAGCCACAGCCACAGCAGCCUGGUCCAAAGCCUGGUCCAUAGCCAGAUACAGGAGGAGCCUGAUUACCACAGGGGCUUUAGGAGCCCUAAUGAGGAGGAGGCCCCAGCCAGGAGCCCCAGCAGUGAAUCUCUCCUCCCUAGGGAGAGCCGGGGAUUCAACGUGCUCAAACAGCUGCUCCUGUCUGACAAUUGUCUGAAGGAGCUGUCCCAGCAGCCCCGGGGGGUCCACAGCCUCUCUGUGCUGCACACCAACGGUAAAGCCAACGGGAGCAUCCUCAAUCUCAAUCAGCCAGGCUACAAUCACCAUGACCUCCUCAACCUGCCUACCCUGCCCUGGCACCACCCCCAUAGCUCCCUCAACUCAGGGCCCCCCAGCCACCUCAGACCCUUGCCCACCCCCCCGACAGGGGACAUCAGUCAAAGCACCCCCUGGGGGCGACACACAGCUCCUCCACCCCGUCAGGACUCGCCUAAACGGGAGCCCACCACGGUGAAACAGGAGCCGGAGAGCCCGGUGCGGUGGGCAGGUCGAGACCAGGAGGAGGAGGAGGGCUGUGACUUGAGCCCAGACUCCCCCAGGCUCACCCGCUCCAACCCCAUCCUGUACUACAUGCUGCAAAAGGGCACCGCUCAGCUGAGGAGGGAGGGGAGGGACCAGGCGGAGGGAACCCAGGGGUCAGGGCCAGGGGGAGUAAGGGUAAAGGAGGAGCCGGGUAAUGACGGCCAUGAUGCCUAUGAACACAGACUGAGCUCCGCCACCACCACCCAGCACUCCUCCCUGUCCCCUCCCUACAAUAACAACAAGCACAGCCACAAAAACUAAUGACUUUCAUUAACUAAAACAUAAAAAAUUGCCAAAUUCAUUUGUAGUUUGAUGAGAAGAAAUAACAACAAGGAAUGCAAGAGUGAGGAAAAUACCAGAGCAAAUGAAUUCAAGGCAUUCUUUUCAUUACUGUAUCAUAAUUAUCGAUGGCUCGGUUUACGGAAUGGGCGGUACGAUAUAGCUCUACUUCAACAGAAUGUCAAAUUACUUGAACCAAAAUUUUAACAUGCCCACUGGUGAUUUCCAUACAGUAUGUAUUUCACAUUCUUAAAUUAAUGAAAGAAAGCACCUUUCAAAGAAGUUGUCUGGUUUUACUCCAAUGAUUUGUGUCUGUAUUGCACACAUAUCACUAUUCUGUGUCCUCUUUGUUGCCACCUGUAAAACAUUUAUGAAGAACAUUUCCAGCGACAUUUAUUAUUGAUGACUCCAAAAAUGUUAGCGCUCAGUUUUGCUGAAUAUUUAUUUAUUUUCCCAUCAGGAAGUUUUCAGAUAGAGAGCAUCAAUUUUUGAUCAAACCCUAAAUAUUUUUAUACCAGGGCAAGCACAGCAGUGAUUUAAAACAUACACGAUAGAGACAUGUUUAAAGGAAGAGCUUGAGAACAAUGUUCAUAAUAAAAUUUACUAAAGGUACCUACAAUUCCAUUCUGUUUGAAGGCACUGUAUUGGUUGCUACUGCACCGUCUCCUCAAGACUGAUUUAAUUCUAUGAUCAUCAGUGAGUCGGCUAUGUCAACUGACAGACAGGGCUCAUGUGGUCACAACGCAUUGCAUUUUGCUUUGAUAUGUAAUGAACUUGUUGGGGCUACGUUUUGACAGUGCAGAUGCGGGGUGACGUCUUAAUAGAUGGUAAUACAACUGGUAAUACAGCUAUUACUGUAUAGUAGUAGUAGAGGUUAUUUAAAAAACCUUUGACGAGCCCACCUGUGGGAGAGUGAGUGUGUGGGUGGCAGUAGUAGUUGUAUACCAGUGGAGGCUGCUGAGGGGAAGACGGUUCAUAAUAAUGGCUGGAACGGCGCAAAUAGAAUGUCAUCAAACACAUGGAAACCAUGGAAACCAUAUGUUUGAUGUUGUUGAUGCCUUUCCACCUAUUCCUCUCCAGCCAUUACCACGUGCCCGUCCUCCCCAAUUAAGGUGCCACCAACCUCCUGUGCUGUAUACAGGUCGGAGCAACGGUUAAAAUACUGCAGCAUCUGCAUAACUGUUAAUUCCAAAUGAAUUCAAAAUGAAUGGUUUUGAAAUAUAAAUUCAUAUUCUGAAAAAAAGAAAAGAAAAAGCAGUCUAAUUUGAUAUUGUACCCCUGAGUUUGCACUGUCAAAGUUGAGCUGUUGGUGUCCUUAAAAAUAAUAUGUUUAUGGCAUGUAAUGAAAAAAUGUCAGUGUUGUUAUCCAUUGAGAAUUUGACAGUUUGUAAAGCUUAUCUUGUGUUUCUUGAUUCUCGUGCUUUAUAGACACCUUUUACUUUCUUGGCGGUUUCUUAGCUCAUAUUAAAAUGUCAAAAUAAUUGCAUGGAAAUAAAGAAGAAACUGCAGCAACAUUUUAAAGCAGCUGGAUAUGACGUGAACCUCUCACCCAAUAAUCAUUGAGACAUUUUCGGUGUCUUGAGGGCUUAUCUGAUCUCUAGCUCGUUAUUUGGAUUGUACUGUAUUUGAUCAGUUUCACAGUUUCAGUUUCACACACUGCUGUCAUCCAUUUAGUCUUACAUGUGAUCUUUUUUAAUACAUAUACAUAUGAAGUACAUAUUCAGUACGUUUCUUCUAUUAUUAAUAGAUUUUCACAAUGGUUAAAUAUAUUUGUGUAAAUAGUACUUUCAUUAUGAAAGAUAACUAUUUUGUAUUGUUGAAGGAAAAUAUUAUACCCUAGUUUUUAAUGCCCGGAAAAAUGUAAAUAUGAAUUCUAUGCGUAAUAGUGUACAUACAUACAAAUGACAGAGGAUGCUAUGCCCAUUUUUUGGUUGGUUUGUUCUUUGCAUGUGUCUCUAUGUGGUAAAUGAUAAUCUAUCCUGCGCUGUGUUGUGUAAUACUGUCUGACUCUCCUCACUGCUGCCUGUUGCAUGCAGACGCAUGGGAACUACCUGUGUAUCCCUACUGGUGAUGGGGCAAAAUGUCAAGUCUUAAAAUAGGUAUUUUUAUCACAGAGAGAGAUGGGGUCAUUUAGAACAUGAGCAGUCCCUAAAUAACCAGACUGUUGAGCAAGUGGAAAAAACGUGUGAAAAUAAACGUGCAUUGAAUAUUUUUGUGGAUUUAUUUUCUGUUACUGGUUGAUGACAGAGCGGAGGUAUGAAGUACAAUCAUAGACCUACUGCAUUGUGCAUCUGAAACAUACAUUUGUAGCAAAAAGAAAGUGUUUCAUUUUUCCAUGUGACAUCCUGAAAAAUUAUUUCAUUUUUUAUGUUUUCCUUUUUUUGGUGUUCAUUUGCACUGAUAUCUCCAAAAUAAAGUACUAAAAUGCU
Coregonus clupeaformis (lake whitefish) is the source of this 7169-nucleotide messenger RNA. Its product is annotated as nuclear receptor-interacting protein 1-like. NCBI's taxonomy places the organism in Eukaryota, Metazoa, Chordata, Actinopteri, Salmoniformes, Salmonidae. The record is from RefSeq and is a predicted model, not a curated record. Gene Ontology annotation, cellular component: nucleus. The coding region runs from base 856 to 4722 and encodes 1288 amino acids. Gene Ontology annotation, biological process: regulation of transcription by RNA polymerase II. Gene Ontology annotation, molecular function: signaling receptor binding; transcription coregulator activity. The transcript has 3 exons.